AUGACAACGCACGCUCUCCCGAUAUGUGAUGCGCCAUUCCUUCCCGAGGCCGCUUUUCCCUUCCAUGGUGGAGACGUCUUUGGUCGCUUCUGCGCAACUCUCCCUCAAGGGGGUUCGAACGUCAGCUGCUGUCUGCCAUGUCCUCUUGCCGACUGGGUCUAUUCCGACAACUUCCCGACGCGCGCUCGUGAUUCGAACUAUGUCGCCAUUGUGAUGCUGAUCCUCAAUCUCUUCCUGCUACUGUCGUUCGCUGUACUCCCAAAGGCACAGAGCCAUCGGCACUACUUGAGCACUGGUCUCGUGGUAUCGUUGGUCGUCAUCGCGAUAGCCUUCAUCAUUCCACUGGGAUCGGAUUCGGAUCAGUGCUACGAUCGAAUCACGCCCAAUGAUCUACAGUCCAGUGUUGCUUGUGGAUUCACUGGAAGCUUGGUGGAGAUUGGUGCUAUGGGUGUGGUCGUAUGGAUCCUCUUACGCUCGAUCUGGAUGGCGCUCCGAAUCAUGGCCAACUUCAAGCGUACAAGACUGUUCGCCAUCAUUGCCACGACGUUGGGUGUCGGCCUCCCACUAGUCUUCCUGGCCAUCUCCCUCCCCAUCACGGGCGUGUCAUAUCGGCUGGGCGGCGUUUGCGUUCCGAAUGGUCCCACCGCGCUCAUCACCUGGUUUGCGUGGGUUUUGUUCUUUGCCGGCAUCAGCUGGAUCGUCCAAGUCGCCACUAUUCUGUACUGUCUGUGGAAGUUUGCCGCCAGCUCCAUUGCUGGGGCAUCCGGGCACACAUCGAACACGUCACAGAGCAGCACAAUCAGGAGCGAAGACAUGACGGAGAAAGCACACGAAGGAGACGCAGCGCCAACGGCCACCCAAGUACAGCCGACGUCACCGACGGAAGCAGAUCCAGGGACGAGUACGGCGAAGAAACGACUGUCCAGAUCCAGUCUGACCCCCAAACGGAAGAGGCGGGUCGCGUGGCGGAAGAUUCGGAACAUCGUUCUCCUCCAAUGGCGCACAAUCAUCUUAUCAUUCAUCAUCGUCAACUUGUGCGUCUUCUUUGGUCAGGCGUUCAUGGCACAGACCUUCGCCGCGCUGGCCAUGUCGGGUCCUCGAGGCUUGCCGCCAAACGACCUUGAAUUCGUCAAAUGUCUCAUCGCAAACAGAGGGAUCAAAGAGCCAUGUUUGCAUUUCUACAACGGGUUGACGGAACCAUAUGCAAUUGCGACGCUGGUCAUGGCUCCAUGCGUUGGAAUCAUUGUGUUCCUCCUCCUAAUCCGUGGCUCCAUCUUCCGCGGGUGGUGGGAGAUUUUGCGCAAUCCGCAGCGAUUCAUGCGAAAGUCGAGCACUGCGAGCGACAACUCUUUUGGAGCAGGCCAAAGAGAUGCUGGUGACGCCGGGGAAGGAAAAGAAGACGAUGAAGUUGCACGAGAUGAAGAGAUGAAUGCUGUCGACGGCAAUAACGAUGGAGCACAAACAGAUGAACCCGAGGCUCAUUUUGAGGCAAUCGGUAUGGCGUCCUGA
Messenger RNA from Neohortaea acidophila, 1509 nucleotides. RefSeq lists its product as uncharacterized. The record is from RefSeq and is a predicted model, not a curated record. The transcript is spliced from 5 exons. Gene Ontology annotation, biological process: cell surface receptor signaling pathway; G protein-coupled receptor signaling pathway. Lineage: Eukaryota; Fungi; Ascomycota; Dothideomycetes; Mycosphaerellales; Teratosphaeriaceae. Gene Ontology annotation, molecular function: G protein-coupled receptor activity. The coding region runs from base 1 to 1509 and encodes 502 amino acids. Gene Ontology annotation, cellular component: membrane.